Messenger RNA from Antechinus flavipes (yellow-footed antechinus), 6194 nucleotides. RefSeq names its product ZXD family zinc finger C (gene ZXDC). Gene Ontology annotation, molecular function: transcription coregulator activity. Lineage: Eukaryota; Metazoa; Chordata; Mammalia; Dasyuromorphia; Dasyuridae. The transcript has 11 exons. Gene Ontology annotation, cellular component: nucleus. Bases 1789 to 4950 code for a protein of 1053 amino acids. Gene Ontology annotation, biological process: regulation of transcription by RNA polymerase II. The record is from RefSeq and is a predicted model, not a curated record.
UAUUUAUACAUUACCUCCUGCUUUGCACAAAUGGAUAGCAAAUAUUUGUCAAAUGUUAUUUUAACUGGCUGUGACUCUCUCCUGCUAUUUCACUUUUCUUCCCUAACACUUGUGAUAACUAAAUGACAAUUAUCUUCAUGUGGUUAUGAAAAUACUUAAACUACAGAUUUAAAUGAUUACUUUUUGGCUAAUAUAGGUUGUGAGUUUGAUGUUACAGCUAAUGCUGCUGCAAAUAUUUCUGCACCUAAUGAAUUGAAGCAAUAGAUGAUUUCAAAGAUAUGGAAAGAUUUCUGUGAAUUGAUGUAGAAUGAAAUGAGCAGAAACAAAACCAUUUAUACUAUAACAAAAUAGUACAAAUAUGAACAAUUUCAAAGAAUUUUAUAAACUGAAGAAUGAAAUAAGCAAGCUGACCCAUACAAUAGUUUAAAAAUUAUCAAUGUAAUGACCACAUAUGAUUCUAAAAGACAGAGGAUGCUCAAACUUGCUAUCCAUUAAAGAAGUGAUAGGUUUAGAUUGCAGGAGACAUAAUUUUGGGGGAUAUAGGUAUUGGGAGAAUUUGGUUUGCCUAAGUAUGCAUAUUUGUUUUAAGAUUUUUUUUCUGCUUCAGUGAGGAGGGUGGAAGAGAAAAAAAUGAUAUCUAUUAAUUCUUUAUUAAAGAAGUAUAUGUAUGUGUUUAAUACAGAUGUGAAAUGCUACAUAAACUUUCAGUCAAGGUCACUGUAUUAUUAUUACUUAAACAUUUUUGUUACGAGGCCUCUCAGAAAAUGGGAAUAAUCUGCAAAUAUCUGUAAUGUAAAAAACCAAAACACAAAAAUAAAACAGAAAAAUUAGUGCAGUCGUAAAUUUUUCUGUAAAUAACUGUGUAUGUGUAUAAAAUCAAUUAUUUCCCCCUUUGCUUCGUUUAUCUUUGUUCUUUCAAUUUGGAGAGCUAAGUGAUAACAGUGAAAUAAUCACUGGAUUCUAAUCUUAGUUAGAGUCGGGACUCUAAAUCUUAAUUUUCUUAUUUCUCAAGCAGGGAUAAUAUAUUAGCACAAGAGGAUUCAUUUGCUGUGGUUCCUAGGCAUUCAAGUUCCAUAUGAGUUCCUGCAACCAUUUUUAUAUACCCUUUUCACUAAUGUGAAAUGAAGACGGUACGAGUAGGUUAUAUCCAUCGUGUCCUCCUGUUUUAAAGCCUUCCCCCUAUGUCAAGUGGGCUAAUAAUAAGAGCAGUGUACUGUCCUGGGAACUAGUCUUGGCCAGAGGAAACCCGGAUUCAAAUACAACUCCUAACGCUUAACUAGCUAAAUGACUUCACCUUGCAGCCUCACUUUCCCAGUCUGUGAACUUGAGACCGCACUGCCUUUUCUCCGAGGUCUGAAAACUGGCUCUUCCCCGCUGCCCUUUGCCUGCUCUGGGACCGUGGGCCAGUGACUUUCCCCUCUGAACCUCGGUAACAAGGAUGCACUGAUGAUCUCAUUUUAGGGGCACUCAUGUUGCAGCCCAGGGACGCGCGCUUUCAAAUUUCUGUUCCGCCACUCCCCCACAGCUUCCGACCUCCGUGUCCCUUUCAGCUUGCACACCUGUCGCUCUCAGGGAGCCCAGAGCAGCAGUCUCUACCCGAAGCAGAGCUAAACUCGGGCACGCCCGCCCCCUCCGCAUCGCUUACUCCGCUCCGGGUUUUGCCGCUCGCUCGGCCCAGCGGCCCGUCGGGGGCGCGCUCGGCGCUGGAGCCGUGGCGGGGACGCGCAGGGCGGGGUCGCGCCUCCUCCCGCGUCUCCUGUUUCAGCCGCUGCUACAGGGGCACCCAAGAUGGAAAUCCAGGGGCUGCUCGCGGCCCAGACCCCGCGCGAGAACCAACAUGGCGGCGGUGGCCGCGGCGGCGCCGCUUGUCCCCGGCCGCCUCCGCCGCUGCCGCUGCCCGCGGCCUCCCGAGCCUGCGGAGGGUCCGGCCCGCCGGCCGCCUCGGCCCCCGCGCGACGUCGCCUGGUGCUCCGGGGCCCAGAAGAUGGCGGGUCGCUGCUGCGACGAGAGAAGCCGCCGCCACCCGGGGAGGCCGAGGUGACCUCGGCCGCCGACCUGAGCCUACCGCUGCUGCUUUUGGAGGAGAAGCCGCCGCCGCCGCCGCCGCCGCCUCCACCCGGUCCGCUCACUGAUUCCGGCCCCUCGGUUUCCUCCCCGCAGCUGCCGCUCCUUGCGCCCGAGCCUGGCGGCGGCGACUCCUUCCUGGUGGUGCUCAACCUAGGGCGCGGAGCCGAGGCGGAGGCCGGCGCCGGGGCGGCCAAGCCCAGGCCCGGGGAGGCGGCAGCGGCGGCCACGCUCAAGGACGAGGGCGGAGACGGCGACGAGGCUGGGGGCGGCGCGAGUCCGGCUCCCCGCGCGCCCGCCCGGCCCCGCGAGCAAACCCCGACCCCGGCGCCCUGUGGAGCCCCCGCCGUUCCUGCCGCCGCUGCCGCCUUCUCGGGCACCAUUACCAUCAACAACCAGAACCUCAUCGUGCGCAUCGAGAACGGCUUCCUGACGCUGGCGGCGCCGCUGGGCGCGGAGCCCGGAGCCGCCAAGGCCGGACCGCAGUCCACGGUCCCGCUGCCAGACCAGUCCCCGCCACUCGGCCACGCCGAUCCGCCCGAGCUGGCCCUGCCCGACCCCGUGGCCAGCUUCCUGCUGGCCGAGCCCGCGGCCAAGGGCCCCGCGCCGCCGGCCGCCCCACCGGCUCCGGGGACCGAGGGCGGCGCGGGCGGGUCCGGCUCUGGGGGCGCGGGCGUCGUGCUAGUUUACCACUGCCCCGAGCCCGGCUGCCCGCAGACCUUCCCCAAAAAGCAUCAGCUGAAGCUGCACCUGCUGUCGCACAGCAGCACGCAGGGCCAGCGGCCUUUCAAGUGCCCCCUGGACGGCUGCGGCUGGUCCUUCACCACGUCCUACAAGCUCAAGCGGCACCUGCAGUCGCACGACAAGCUGCGGCCUUUCAGUUGCCCCGCGGGGGGCUGCGGUAAGCGGUUCACCACGGUCUACAACCUCAAGGCGCACAUGAAGGGCCACGAGCAGGAGAACACGUUCAAGUGCGAGGUGUGCGCCGAGCGCUUCCCGACGCACGCCAAGCUCGCGGCGCACCAGCGCAGCCACUUCGAGCCCGAGCGGCCCUACAAGUGCGAGUUCCCCGGUUGUGAAAAAACCUUCAUCACAGUAAGUGCUUUAUUUUCCCAUAACCGAGCCCAUUUCAGAGAACAAGAGCUGUUUUCCUGCUCCUUUCCUGGAUGCAACAAGCAGUAUGAUAAAGCCUGUCGCCUAAAAAUCCAUCUAAGGAGUCAUACAGGUGAAAGACCUUUCAUCUGUGAUUCAGAUGGUUGUGGCUGGUCCUUUACCAGUAUGUCUAAACUUCUGAGGCACAAAAGGAAACAUGAAGACGACAGGAGGUUUACAUGUCCAGUAGAAGGUUGUGGUAAAUCAUUUACAAGAGCAGAACAUUUGAAAGGCCAUAGUGUAACCCAUCUGGGCACAAAGCCAUUUGAAUGUCCAGUAGAAGGUUGCUGUGCUCGGUUCUCUGCACGGAGUAGUCUGUACAUCCACUCAAAGAAACACCUUCAGGAUGUGGAUGCUCUGAGGAGCCGCUGCCCUGUAUCAAGUUGCAAUAAGUUGUUCACAUCCAAGCACAGUAUGAAGUCUCACAUGGCCAAACAGCAUAAUUUUAGUUCAGACCUCUUAAGCCAGCUUGAAGCUACAAGUUUUCUUACACCCAGCAGUGAACUUACCAGCCCGGCGCAGAACGAUCUUAGCAAUAUAGACCUUGUGUCUCUCUUCUCUAAUGUGUCUAGUAACAAUUCUGCAAUUACAACAGACAUGGCAUUAGUGAACUCUGGAAUUUUGACAAUAGAUGUUGCUUCAGUGAGUUCAACUCUUGGGGGGAACCUUUCUGUUAAUAAUAAUAACAGUUCCUUGGGGCAGGCUGUGGACCCCUUGAUAUUGGUGGCUAGCAGUGAUAUGCCUCACAGUCUCGAUAGCUCUCUGUUGCUGGGUACGACCACCACGGUUUUACAACAAAGCACUUUAAAUUUGGAUGAUGUCCAGACUGUAAAUGCAGAAGCACUGGGGUCUCUGGCAUCUCUGUCGGUGAAGAACUCUGGUCAAGAUCUUCCUACUCUGACAUCUAGCAAUAACUUAACAAUAGAGCCAGCCACACUAACUCCAUCCAGCAGCCUCACUGGGAGCAAUGUUCCUGGACUCCUGACGCCACCCAAAACCGAACAGGACUUGCUUCCUAGCUCAGACAUUGUUGGACAACAGGAAGGGAGCAAAGUUGUGACUCAGUUUGUAUUCUCCAACCCAACAGCAAGCUACAGUGCUCAGAAAGAAAUGGAUCUUAACACAGUGCCUGGGAGCUCAUUUUUGGACAGGAAGGCCUGGGGUCAACUCUCCCCUUCGACACAACUUGGCCAUGGGACCCCGAGAAUUACUUCCCUUGUCAGGACUCUGGACAGGUCUUCGCCUCUUAAGUUAAGAUCGAGUGACUCACAAACUUUUCUUUGGUCUCAGGAAAGUGGGGGCUCAGCAAGAACUGAUUAUCGAGCCAUUCAGCUAGUCAAGAAAAAAAAAGAGAAAGGGCCAGGAAGCAGCACAGGGUCAUCAGGAUCUACUCAAAGGAAAUUAAAAGGUGGCAAAGAGAGUCCCACUAAUUUCUCUACAAGUCAUAGCAGUCGAUUAUGUGGGAAUAUUGUAGUGCCGAAUGGAGGCUUAACAGUACGAGAUCCAACAACUGGAGCUCACUUUGUUCAGAUUCAGUUGUUGCAGGAUGAUCCCCCUGGCGAUGGAGAUUCACCAUUUCAGCUCAGCUCUCAGUCUUCCACAACACAUUCUCAGCUUACUGUGGAUUUACCAGUACAUAUACUUCAGGAGCCACAUACUUCAACCGAGGACGAUGCUGGUUCUGAUAACUCACAGUUCACAGGAAGCACAAUAAAUUUACAGGACCUAGAAUGAGACUAUUAAUAUUACUUUGGGGGUGGGGAGGGAUGCAAAGAGUGCAAUCAUGCUAUGGAAAAUGGAAAAGAUGUUUCCAGAGCUUAAUUUUUAAAGAAAAUGUGAAAAAAAAAAUGGAGCUAACGCAUCUUGUUUUAUGGUUCCACACAAAGAGUUUCUUCAGAAGACUCUUUGAUGUAUCAAUAGAUGUUGUUUGCCUUCUGUUUGGACUGUUAGGAAAGGGUCCUUGGGUUGGGUUGGGUUGUAUGAAGCUGCCUUGCAGAAUAGAAGGGCUAUGAUAAAAAUAAGCACUUUGAUUCAGUAAUUUAUACCACUUGGUUUGUGAACCUGCCUUUCCAUUGUUGAACUUGUCACAAAUGACUUGUUGCAGUAAAUAAGGAUUCUUGGGAGGGGGACAAAGAUUGAGGCUGAUCAGUAAAGGUGAGAUCAGCCAUCUGACCAUUCUCUGGGCACUUAGACUAGAAGGGAGGAAGGUGCCCUGAUGGGGACCUUGCACUUGAGAGGUGGGCAGCACCUGCCAGGGCACUCUCAGAGGCCUUCUAUCGAACUGAGGGGAUAGAUUGUCCUCUGAGAGUGCCAAGACAGAAUCCAAGACUCUGCAUUAGUCAUAGCUGAUCCACCCACUGAGCAUCCUCUCUCUGGAUGCCCUUGGGCUGGCAUGAUCCCAGCACUUGGACCUAGGGAGGAUUAGAACUGGGAGAGACCUGAGAGGCCAUCUUGACAAGGCCCUUAUUUACAGAGGAAAUUGGGGCUCCAAGGGGGUCACAGCAGCAUUUGAACCUAUGUCUUCCUGAUUCCAAGUCCAGCUCUGUGUCCACUCUGCUGUACUGCCCUCAUCCAACACGGCAUCAGUCUGGCUGUUGCAUAAGACGGUCUGGUCAGCCUCCCAAGGAGGUGAAGGUGGGAGCCCCGAUGUCAUGGUGUCAAGGAUUUCUGUCUGGGGGGGCUCUUCACCGGCACAGGCCCCAUCCCCGUCUCUCAUCUCAGAAUCGUUUGGGCGAGAUUGCGAUGCCUCCACACUGGCCACUCCACGGUACCUCCAGCCCUGGUGUGUGAGCAGGCAGGACUUCAGCCACGUGAUAUCCCUUCGGUAUGCAUCAGCCUGUUUGGAACAAGAGGAAAAAGCAGGAUGAUGGAGUGCGUAUUGGAGUGGGUUUCUGGCCAUCUUGGUUUUCACACCCCACAUAAAAUUUGGGCCAUAGAGUUUACCUUUUAAAAAAUUAAAUUUUACAUUUGGGUAUUUA